GGUCUCUCCUUUUAAAAGCGCCGCGCUAAAGACAUACCCCCGCCUUCUGGGUUCUGCCGCCUUCGCUGGCGAGGCCGAAGGUAAGAGUUUGGCCGAGCGCACACGACUCUUAGCCCCGGGGCUGCCCACCGAUUAUUUCCUAGAUAGCAGCCACUCUGCGUGCAGAGGAAGGGAGGAGAAAGGCGCGCACCUUGGAGGCAGCCAAGCUGCAGGUUGCUGCGGGCGGGAGUCAGAUGGGCUGGGACGGCCGCCAGGACCUCCGUUAAGGGCACGGUGCUCCGUGCUUUCCUUCUCACGCGGUGGUCUCUGCCCCCAAAUGACCCUGCGCUGGGCCGAAUCCCCGGAUGGCACCGACAGGGCUGGGGCCCAUUGGGAGGCUGGAAGAGCCGCGGCGGAGCCUGCUGAAGGGGAGCGCUUGGACUCUGCCCUGCGGGAGUUGAGAUGCGCGGGAUGGUAUUGGGGAAACAUGAGUGUUGCAGAAGCAAAGGAAAGAUUACAAGAUACAUCUGAAGGGACUUUCUUGGUCAGAGACAGCUCUCAUUCAGAGUAUUUACUUACUAUUUCAGUCAAAACCUCAGCAGGUCCUACCAACUUACGAAUAGAAUUUCAAGAUGGUAAAUUCUGUCUGGAUUCUGUUAUCUGUAUCCGAUCAAGACUCCAGCAGUUUGACAGUGUGGUUCACCUGAUUGAAUAUUAUGUCCUUAUGUGCAAGGGUAGAAGAAUGGUCUCUGACGUACCUUCCAAUGGAACAGUCCAUCUUUAUUUGAAUAAACCUCUCUAUCAUUCAGCUCUAUCUCUACAGCACCAGUGUAGAGUAGCAAUAAACAGAUACACAAAUGAAAUCCAGGAGCUUCCUUUACCAACAAGACUGAAGGAAUUCUUAAAAGAAUAUCGAUAUCAGGUAUAAGCAUCUACUCAGCCUCAUUUUAAGAAAACAGAUCCUGAAUACAAUUUGUAAGAAAUCAAAAUCUUCAGCUGCAUGAAAAUAUUGUGAAAAUAGUAAUGUGAAAAUAGUAAAGGUAUGUUAUUGUGUAUGUAUGUUUGUGUAAGUGGGGGGACUUGGAUUUAGUGUUCCACUGUCAAAACUGUUGUGCACAGUAAGCUCCCUGAUGCUUCUUUGGGAAGGCCAUUAUUUAAAGGUCAUUUUGAGAAAAGUAGCUGAGGGCAUGUGUACUGCGGUGGGAACAAGUGCAUACAAGAGGAAGGUUCACUGCUCUUUGACAUCUAUGCACUCAGUUUUUUCUUAACAUAAAUGAGGCAGUCCUGCAUCGUUAUGGGUCUACCACUUGAAUGGUUCUCUUAUAGAAAGCCAGCCUAUGAAAUAUUACUAAAUCCCAAUUCAAAGGAUGUGGUUGCCCUUCAAAAUCACUUCUGAAUAAUGUGGGCCAGUCAGUGAUACCGCAGGUACAUUAAAGUUAUCCAUGGUCCUCAUUCAGAAGGCAUAUUGCAAUCAGUACUGAAAGAUUAAGGAGGACUCACUGAUUCCUAGUGACCAUUUACAGUGGUAAUGCUUCCCUCAUAUCAGAAGGGCUAAGGGGAGGGUAGGCACCUGGAUUCCAUGCAGCAAAUGGCUAACAUCUCUGCAUUUAGGUCACUGUAACCUUUUUAUGAAGGUUACAAAGGGAACAUACAUUUUGAGCAAUAAAUUUCCAGCUAGCAUAAAAGACUGGCAUAGAAGAGGCUGGUGAGAUUCACUGUCUGGUGUUAGAUGAGUCUGAUGCUCCUGAUUAUGUAUUUUGCACAUUCUUAAUUAUAAUUUGCAUAUUAAUAAAUAGCAAGCUUUUAUUUUCCAAUA
Messenger RNA from Candoia aspera, 1795 nucleotides. It is a transcript of the gene SOCS2, whose product is annotated as suppressor of cytokine signaling 2. The transcript has 3 exons. Gene Ontology annotation, cellular component: phosphatidylinositol 3-kinase complex. NCBI's taxonomy places the organism in Eukaryota, Metazoa, Chordata, Lepidosauria, Squamata, Candoiidae. The coding region runs from base 317 to 907 and encodes 196 amino acids. Gene Ontology annotation, biological process: intracellular signal transduction; phosphatidylinositol phosphate biosynthetic process. Gene Ontology annotation, molecular function: 1-phosphatidylinositol-3-kinase regulator activity. The record is from RefSeq and is a predicted model, not a curated record.